Messenger RNA from Coffea eugenioides, 1576 nucleotides. Its product is annotated as probable glucuronoxylan glucuronosyltransferase F8H. NCBI's taxonomy places the organism in Eukaryota, Viridiplantae, Streptophyta, Magnoliopsida, Gentianales, Rubiaceae. Gene Ontology annotation, molecular function: glycosyltransferase activity. The record is from RefSeq and is a predicted model, not a curated record. The transcript is spliced from 8 exons. Bases 26 to 1399 code for a protein of 457 amino acids.
UCCCGUCUUGGACUGAAUCACAAAAAUGGCGGGGAAAAACAGCAAAACCGGCAGCAGAAUCACGACCACGGCAACGCCCUGCACCCGCACGCACCAGAUUGGAGCUCUAGCUCUGGUAAUCUUCACCUUCUUCCUCACCAGACUCAUUGAUCAGACUUUCCCCCCUUCCUCCUCCUUCGACAGCGUCCCCUCCCACUACAGCCAAUACGACGCCGCUCUGGUUGCCGCCGGCGGGUCCCUAAUUUGGCCCCAGAGGGGGUACGGGGCCCAAUUGUCGAUAAAGAUCUACGUCUACGAUGAAAAGGAGAUCGACGGGCUUAAAUUAUUGCUCUUUGGCCGUGACGGCAAGAUUACGCCGGAGGCUUGUGUUAAGGGCCAGUGGGGCACUCAGGUUAAGAUACACCAGAUGCUCUUGCAGUCGAGGUUCCGGACGAAUAAAAAAGAGGAAGCAGAUUUGUUCUUCGUUCCAACUUAUGUCAAAUGUGUUCGGAUGAUGGGUGGCCUGAGUGACAAAGAAAUUAACCAAACUUAUGUCAAGGUACUAAGUCAAAUGCCUUAUUUCAGGGUCUCAGGGGGACGCAAUCACAUAUUUGUCUUCCCAAGUGGUGCUGGAGCGCAUUUAUUCAAGUCUUGGGCCACUUAUUUGAACCGCUCCAUUAUCCUUACUCCCGAGGGAGACCGGACUGAUAAACGAGACACUAGUGCCUUCAAUACAUGGAAAGAUAUAAUCAUUCCUGGAAAUGUUGAUGAUAGGAUGACCAAGGGGGAUAGGCUGGUUGAGCCUUUGCCUUUAGGAAAGAGGAAAUAUUUGGCAAACUAUCUAGGACGAGCACAGGGAAAAAUUGGUCGUCUUCAACUGAUAGACCUUGGAAAGCAAUUCCCGAAUAAGUUGGAAUCUCCAGAAUUAAAGUUCAGUGGCUCGGAAAAGCUUGAGAGAGCAGCAUAUUUUCAACAUCUGCGCAAUGCCAAAUUCUGCUUAGCUCCACGGGGCGAGUCUUCCUGGAGCCUACGCUUUUAUGAGUCCUUUUUUGUGGAGUGUGUACCAGUAAUUCUAUCAGAUCAAGUGGAGUUGCCUUUUCAGAAUGUAGUCGACUAUUCUCAGAUAUCAAUCAAAUGGCCAUCUACGCAAAUAGGUCCUCAGCUGUUGGAGUACUUGGAAUCGAUAGGAGAUAAUGCCAUAGAGAAGAUGAUAGCCCGGGGUAGAAAAAUAAGGUGCUUGUGGGUUUAUGCUCCUGAAUCUGAGUCAUGCUCUGCAUUUACUGGGAUUUUGUGGGAGCUUCAGAAGAAAGUGAGGCAAUUCCACCAAUCAACUGAAACUUUCUGGUUGCAUAAUGGAACUAUAAUCAAUAGGAAUUUGGUGGAGUUUGGCAAGUGGAAACCACCCCUGCCUCUACCAUGAAUGUUGUCUGAGGACAAUCAUUAACGUUCUGCAGCACUCUUUUGACACGCUGUUGUAGAUUAUUUUGCUGCUUCCAGCAUGUUUUCUCUGUUAGCUUAGUCUUUUAGUGAAAUUGAUUGUUGUAUACAGAAUCUUUUACAAGGUGAGGUCUUUAAAAGAAUUGCUAAUUCUGUGCUU